GAGUUUGUCAGAGAAUGGUUAUCUUCCAAUGUUUACAUUCUUGGUGUUUCUAUGGAUUGUUGUAUUUAUUUUCGUUUUUGAAUGUACACUUUUGUUUUUAGCUCUGCUGCUUUACUGUUCUUUUAGUGCACUGUGAGAUAACUUAUAUAUCUUAAGUUAAAUUAAAACAAAAACCUGUAACGAAAUGGAUAUCCUUGGGUCGAUUUUGAAUUCUAUGGAUAAACCACCUUCGGUUAGUGAUAAACAAAAAAGUUUAAUCAAAAAGCAGAGGGAGGAACUGCUGAAAAAGCAGAAGCAAGAGAAGGAUAUGUUGAACCACUUCAAGGCUAAGGUGGAAGAAAGCCUUAACAAAUUCAUGCGGGAUGAGAACAGACAGAGGUACAAGUUCGAGCCCAUGGAAGCAAUACACCGGUCCAUCAUACACGAGGUGGCAGAAGUGGCCGGGAUCCCUGCGUUCUCGCUGGGCGAGGAGGGAGUGGACCGCUACGUGCUGGUCUGCAAGAAGCAGUUCAGCCCUUGCGAGGACGAGUUGGCAGCCCUGCGGCGCGGGGAGGCCUGGGACCCGGAGAAAGCGCGGCAGUUGGCGCUGCAACAAGAGCUGGAGCGCAAGGAGCUAGAAGACGAGACAAAGAAGAAGCCCGAGCAGUUUGUUCCUGCAUCGAACUACAGGGAGAAGUACGAGCACCUGAUUGGGCGAGAGGCAGCGAAGGAGGCCGCCCGAAAGACUCACACCAACAAGCAAUAUGGCUUUGUGCCGAGCGAAAACAAGAAAGACAUUCGCUCCAUUGAGCAGACCCUCGCAGACAUACAGACCAAGAAGCGGCAGAAACUGAACCACCCAACGGAAGCUGAAUAGUGAUCUUGCUGGAUAUUGUGUGUGUGUGUGUGUGUGAGAAGUGUGUGCUGCUGUUCAUUAGUUUGCGGCCAGGAACCUGCGUCUGAGUGUUUAUCAAAUCUCAUCGACAAGUUGCAGCAUUUUCUGAUCUCCCUGUGGUUGUAAAUAGUCACAAUUGCUCUCAUUUUACCAAAUAUACUGUAGGUUAAAGUACUGAUUGCAAUAAAUAAUUAUAAACUUUGA
Molecule: messenger RNA, 1078 nt
Organism: Bacillus rossius redtenbacheri
Lineage: Eukaryota; Metazoa; Arthropoda; Insecta; Phasmatodea; Bacillidae
Product: sperm-associated antigen 7
Exons: 6
Coding region: 185-856 (223 amino acids)
Molecular function (GO): nucleic acid binding
Source: RefSeq, a predicted model, not a curated record